This is a messenger RNA of Monopterus albus (swamp eel), 3067 nucleotides long. Its product is annotated as NACHT, LRR and PYD domains-containing protein 12-like. Gene Ontology annotation, molecular function: protein binding. Lineage: Eukaryota; Metazoa; Chordata; Actinopteri; Synbranchiformes; Synbranchidae. The record is from RefSeq and is a predicted model, not a curated record.
AGAAACAGUUCAGUCAGAGUUCAUUUUGAGUGGAGGCAGCAGAAGAGGGCAAACAGAAGGCUGAGGCAGGAAACUCACAAUGAAACCAGAAGAUAUUUUGGAACCUCUAGACGAUCUGGGAGAAUCUGAGUUUGAACGUUUCAAGUGGUUCCUGCAGCAGGAUGGCAUCAAAAAGAGCAAACUGGAGGGAGCAAACAGGCAGACAACUGUGACUCUGAUGGUGGAGAAAUAUGAAAUUCACAGAGUUCUGGAGGUGACCAAGAAAGUGUUAGCAAAGAUUCCCAGAAAUGACCUGGUGCACAGUUUGUCCAGCACAUGCUCAGGACAAGAAGCUGGGAUGGUUCCAGUGCGAGAGCCACAACCCAUUGCAUACUACCAGCAAAAGCUCCAGUCAAACCUCCAGGACAGGUUUAUGUGUGCAAAAGAAGGGUGGACAAAGAAGAAGGAUGAGCAGCUUCUGGAUAUUAUCUACACAGAGCUGUACAUCACAGCCGGGGCUGAUGUACACAUCAACACACAGCAUGAGGUCAGCCAGAUUGAGAUGGCAGGAAAGCAAACAGACACAGAAAAACCAGUCAAACCCAGUGACAUGUUCAAACCUCCUUCUGGACAAUACAGGCCCAUAAAAACAGUGCUGACCAAUGGAAUUGCUGGAAUUGGAAAAACAUUCCUUGUGCAGAAGUUUGUGUUGGACUGGGCUAAAAGAAGAGCCAAUCAAGACGUGCAUCUCAUAUUCCCCUUCACCUUCCGUCAGCUGAAUUUAAAGAAGGGACAAACUUUUAGUUUGGCACAGCUCAUACAUGAAUGUAUCAAGGAAACUGUUUUCAUCAAGGAGGAGGCUCUUAAUCACAUCUUCACAGCGCUACAGUCAUCAGGAAACACCAACUUUGACAAAAGUGAAUUCAAACUUCUGUUUGUUUUGGAUGGACUGGAUGAGAGUCGCCUUCAUUUGGAUUGUAGUACCAAUGAAAGUCAGUCAGUUAACUUUGAUGUGACUGAGUCCACCUCAGUGGAUGUGCUGCUGUCAAACCUCAUCACGAGAAAUCUGCUUCCCUCUGCUCGCCUCUGGAUAACCACACGACCUGCAGCAGCCAAUCAGAUCCAUUCUGAUUUUGUCGACAUAUUCUCAGAGGUCAGAGGGUUCACUGACCCCCAGAAAGAAGAGUACAUCAAGAAGAGGUUAAGAGACAAGAAGCAGGCCAGCAGGAUCAUCUCCCACAUCAAGAACUCACGAAGCCUCCACAUCAUGUGCCACAUCCCAGUCUUCUGCUGGAUCACUGCUACAGUUUUGUCUAGAACCAGAGAUGGAAGAGAGCUGCCCAAGACCCUGACUGAGAUGUAUACUGAGUUCCUGAUGUUUCAGAUCAAACUGACAAAAGAAAAGUAUGAUACAGAAAAGUGCAUUCAGGACAUCAAGUCACUGGCAAAGCUGGCUUUUCAGCAGCUGAAAAAAGGAAACCUAAUCUUCUAUGAGAGAGACUUAAAAGAAAGUGGGAUUGAUGUCAGUGGAGCCUCAGUGUACUCAGGUGUGUUCACAGAGAUCUUUAAAGAGGAACGAGGCUGGAUGGAUGAAGACAAGUUGUUCAGCUUUGUUCAUCUAAGUGUUCAGGAGUUUCUGGCUGCUCUUCAUGUCCAUUUGACCUUCAUCACCUCUGGAGUCAAUCUGCUGGCAGAAGAAGAGACAACAUCAGGAGGAUCUCUGGAUGACUUCUUAAAUGGAGCCAUGAAGAAAUCCCUUGAGAGUAAAAAUGGCCACCUGGACCUGUUUGUCCGCUUUCUUCAUGGCCUCUCUCUGGAAUCCAACCAGAGACUUUUAGGAGGCCUGCUGGGUCAGACAGAGAACAGUCCAGAAAACAUCCAGAGAACCAUCAACAAACUGAAGGAAAUGAAUGCGUAUGAAAUCUCUCCUGACAGAAGCAUCAACAUCUUCCACUGUCUGAUGGAGAUGAAUGACCACUCAGUACAUCGAUAUAUCCAAGACUUCUUGAAGUCUGAGGACAGAUUAGAGAAGAGACUCUCUGACAUCCAGUGCUCAGCUUUGGCCUACAUGCUGCAGAUGUCAGAGGAGGUCCUGGAUAAGUUGGACCUGCACAAUUAUAGCACAACAUUGGAGGGACGGAGGAGACUGAUCCCAGCUGUGAGGAACUGCAGAAAGGCUCGAAUUGUAGUCUGUCAGAUCUUAGAAUCUCACUGUGAAAUCGUGGCCUCAGCUCUGAAGUCCAACCCCUCCCAUCUGAGAGAGCUGGAAAUGACUUGGACCACCGACUUUCAGGAUUCAGUAGUGAAGCUGCUGUCAGCUGGACUGAAGAGUCCAAAUUGUAAACUGGAGACUCUGAGACUGAAGAACUGUAUGUUGUCAGAGACCAGUUGUGCUUCCCUGACCUUAGCUCUGAGGUCCAACUCCUCCCAUCUGCGAGAACUGGAACUGAGUGGGAACAGCGUGACGAAUUCGGAAGUGAAGCUGCUCUCUGCUAUGCUGCUAGAUCCACACUGUAAACUGGAGACUCUGGGAUUGUGGGGCUGUUAUUUGUCAGAGAUCGGCUGUGCUUCUCUGGCCUCAGUGCUGAAAUCCAACCCCUCCCAUCUGAGAGAACUGGACCUGAGCAGAAAUGAUAUCCGAGAUUCGGGAGUGAAGCUCCUCUCUGCUGGACUUGAAAGUCCACACUGUAGACUGGAGACUUUAAGAUUGUGGGGCUGUUAUUUGUCAGAGAUCGGCUGUGCUUCUCUGGCCUCAGUGCUGAAAUCCAACCCCUCCCAUCUGAGAGAACUGGACCUGAGCAGAAAUGAUAUCCGAGAUUCGGGAGUGAAGCUCCUCUCUGCUGGACUUGAAAGUCCACACUGUAGACUGGAGACUUUAAGACUGAGCUCCUGCGGUUUGUCAAGGAUCAGCUGUACUUCCCUGGCAUCAGCUAUGAAGUCCAACCCCUCCCACCUGAGAGAACUGGACCUGAGAGAAAACAGCCUGCAGAAUCCAGAUGUUAAGGAGCUGUCUGAUUAUGUGAAGCAUAAACACUAUAGACUGGAGACUCUGAGCCAUUCUGAGCCCCAAGUGACAGACUCCUGUUGA